Messenger RNA from Cladocopium goreaui, 1011 nucleotides. Lineage: Eukaryota; Dinophyceae; Suessiales; Symbiodiniaceae. The record is from the annotation of a GenBank genome assembly.
AUGUCGGGUAUGCUAUCCCGACAGAGCUUUUUGCUCCAUUCGUCUCUUCUGCCGUGGAAACUGUUCGAGAGCAGACCUCAGAUGAUGUUGCCGAAAGUGCAUUUCGCUGCACAUCAAAGCCGCUUUGCCAAGGACAUUAGUUUCCAAGAUUUUGGUCCGCACAAUUUUGGAAGGGAGCACAAUUGCAACUUGGACCGAGUUGAGUUGGAAGAAUGGGAAGCCAAACGACUGAUUACAAUUCCAGCUGAAGAAAGACAUACAAGACCCGACGAGCACACUGAACUUGAUUUCCAAGCUUGGAGUAUCAGAGUCCAAAUUGCUUUCUUACGCGGAGUCAGUUGCGAAGGCUCUCAGACUGGUUGCAUUGGUCUCUUUGAUGCCUCAAAGCCUCAAAACUUCAGUGCUACCAAGGUCAUGAAAGCCAUCAACACCAAUUCAGCUCGUGCACUGAGAAAGGCGAUAGCGAUUGCACCAAGAAACAAGAGGGCAACUGAAUUGCUCAACAUCACCGUUGGCACUCAGUCAAUCUCUCCGUUUUAUUGGGCUAUCGACAGCGGAAGAGAUAAAUACUAUUAUGGUGUGGAUGAGCUCUUCACACGACAUCCAGAAGUGAUCCAACGCCUGUGCAAUUCGGCACCCAACCUGCUUUGGACGCUGCUAGAUGGUUUGGUUUGGCGCUCGAGGCAGGCAUUCAACGGCAAGCGCCGUGUGAAUUUCUAUGACAUAGCAGAUGACAAUUUCAGCAGGGCCCUGGAGUGGCUGGUGGAGCGCAACGAUCCAAAGAUUAUUUGCCAUUCUGCAGUUGUCCUAUUCGCAGACCUCCUCUGGACGAGGAUGGCACAGUAUGACUUCUUGCUGGGCAGAUGCUACUUCCUGUUUUGCCUGUGCGUCCUUGGUUUGCAUGAACGGAUUUGCCCAAUCAACAGCGAUUUGUUCGCUCUCCAAAUUCGCUCGAAUGAACUAGAACAGUCCGGGUUGACCACACACACAGAUAUAUAUAUAUAUAUAUGA